GCCAAUAGAACAUGGGCCGGCCUAAUUGAAUAGUGGGAGCAGGCCCGACCUUUCAUCUCUAGCUUGUGUCGUUUUGUGUGGGUUUCAAUUCAGAACCAACGAACGAACGAACAAAACGAUACGCUGCGAUUCCUUCAUUUCCCGUGUGAUUCACCACCGAUCUGAUAAUCGAGUUGCGUUGUGUGUUUGGGAAAUGGCGUCGAGUGUGUUGAAGAGUCUCAUGAGAUUUUCGUCAUCGAGGAACACGACCACCAGAAGUUUCUGUCUCGUGACCUCUCAAAUCAGCAACCACACUGCCAAGUGGAUGCAGGAUACAAGCAAGAAAUCUCCGAUGGAGCUGAUUAAUGAAGUUCCUCCAAUUAAGGUUGAAAGCAGGAUAGUUGCUUGUGAAGGAGAUACCAAUUCUGCCCUUGGCCACCCGAUUGAAUUUAUAUGCCUUGACUUGCCCGAGCCAGCUGUUUGCAAAUAUUGUGGCCUACGUUAUGUUCAGGAUCAUCACCAUUAGGACUGCUUUCUACAAGUAUUCUGGUGUGCAUGUACGGAAUUUCUGCUGAACAUCAAUGUUUUUGGUUACAAUGUUUUCCGACGAGAUCAUGGUGUAACAAAUAUACUUCUUUGUUACAAUUUGCUAAAUAAGAUGUUUAUGUACCAUAUGCUGUUGGUGUUGGGUUACAUUGUUAUGUGCAUUGUGCAAACUGCUGUAUGUAAUUGUGAGACUGGAGGUGCUGCUUCAUUGAACGAUCUAUUUUAUAUUCCUAAUUUACAAUGCAAGCUCCUGAAUCCCGAUAA
Molecule: messenger RNA, 789 nt
Organism: Glycine soja
Lineage: Eukaryota; Viridiplantae; Streptophyta; Magnoliopsida; Fabales; Fabaceae
Product: NADH dehydrogenase [ubiquinone] iron-sulfur protein 6, mitochondrial-like
Exons: 3
Coding region: 194-505 (103 amino acids)
Biological process (GO): mitochondrial electron transport, NADH to ubiquinone
Source: RefSeq, a predicted model, not a curated record